Messenger RNA from Histoplasma mississippiense, 306 nucleotides. RefSeq lists its product with no specific name. Lineage: Eukaryota; Fungi; Ascomycota; Eurotiomycetes; Onygenales; Ajellomycetaceae. The coding region runs from base 1 to 306 and encodes 101 amino acids. The transcript has a single exon. The record is from RefSeq and is a predicted model, not a curated record.
AUGUUUCGCAACACAUGUCGCUAUGUCGCCAUUAUGUUCGGGAACUACGCCGCUCCGUUCUUCUCGAUACGCCGGAAGCGGAGAAGGGUGGUAGCCUACGGUCAUCCGAUGCCUUCGAAAGUGAUGAUGCCGGGGCUGGACCGUCGGGUUACGACAAUGGAGAACGUCGGAAUCGCGAUACAAGACUAUCCGCUUUCCUACGAUCUGAGGGCCAAACAUCAGGGCAAUCAGUCCACAGCAACAAUUCCAACCAAUCACCCCACCGAACUCAAUCGAGCGAUCGGCCAUCCCGACCUAGCAACUUAG